This is a messenger RNA of Scomber japonicus (chub mackerel), 528 nucleotides long. RefSeq names its product chromosome 24 C1orf115 homolog (gene c24h1orf115). The record is from RefSeq and is a predicted model, not a curated record. The transcript has 3 exons. NCBI's taxonomy places the organism in Eukaryota, Metazoa, Chordata, Actinopteri, Scombriformes, Scombridae. The coding region runs from base 154 to 516 and encodes 120 amino acids.
GAAGUUUUUUGUUUAUUCUGUUAAACAAACAUCAGAUAAUCAAACUGUGGGAAACAAACAAGCAGCUCCACAGACUCUCAGACUCUCAGGUCCUCCUGCCUGAAAACAAGGAGGUCAGAGAUCUGGAGCGGCUCACUCAGAGACGGGUGAACCAUGGGAGCUCAGGAGGGGGACGACUCCUCCGCUCCUCCGGCCGAGAGGAAGACGCGGCAGAAAACCUCCAAAGAAGUUUAUUUCUCAGUUCUGCCCGAUAAAUACGAACCCCUGAUCGAAGAGGAGGAGGAGGAGGAGGAGGAGGAGACACCAGAGGAAAGGAAGAAGAGGAAGGAGGAGAAGAAGAGGAAGAAGAAGAAGAAGUAUAAGAAGUACAGGAAGAACGUCAGGAAGGCGUUGUGUUUCAGUUGGCGCUGCCUGAUGGUCGGCCUACAGAGCUUUGCAUCCACUUACUCCACUCCGCUGUCCGCCAUGGCGACCGUGGUGACGGAAACUCAACGAGCUGCCGGCCAGAGAGCAUGAUGGGAGGGAGCG